Molecule: messenger RNA, 2361 nt
Organism: Cladocopium goreaui
Lineage: Eukaryota; Dinophyceae; Suessiales; Symbiodiniaceae
Source: the annotation of a GenBank genome assembly
AUGACGGAGCUGGAAAGAGAGCAUGGGCAGGAGCUGCCAGAAGAUCCAGAACUUUUGGAACAAGAUGAUGAGGAGGAGCAGCUGGAUGACAUCAACCGGCUAUUGGCAGAGACGAAGACAGCCGCAGAUACUCAGGAGACCACAGAGGAGACUGGACUCGCCAAGGUGCAACAGCGUCCUCAAGUGAUCGACGAUUUCUUCAGAAACUUCCUGCUGAAGUGCGUUGACUCAAUGAUUCUCAGCUCAGGCUGCCAACAGCACAACUUGCUUGGGAGGUACGGCAUGAAGCGCUCCUUGGAUGUCUUCCAGGCAGAAUGGUACGAGAUGCAGCAGAGUGGCAAGUUCAAGGACUCUGAGCUGACCGUCGUCCCAGAUGUCUACACUCGCAACCACGGCUUCCAGCAGGAGGUCUUACUGCUACGGGAAGAGCUCGAGAAAGCCCGCAUGGUGGCAGCCAAGGCGAAGGAGUCCUGGGACAAAUUCCGAAAGGAGCGGGACUACCAUCGGAUGCAUCAUCGACGUGUUGUUCAGGAGAAGAACAAGUUGAUUGUUGACUUGAAGCGCUUGAAAAAACACUACGAGCAAUACGAGCCAACCCUUACAGAAUUGCGGCACAAGUAUGAGGUUGCCAUGAAGGAGAAAAUGCUUAUGCGCCUUGAACGGGAUCGCUACGCAGCCAAGGCGGAAUCCUUGCAGAAGCAGCUUUCACAGGUUGAAGCCAAGGAAGAGAACACGAACAGCAAGGAACGGUGCUGUUUUUUCCGACCCAUGCCGUUCAGAUAUCUGGUGGUGGACUUUCAGCGUGACGACUCGGAUGAUCUUCAGGACUUGACAGAAAGCGAUGAGCUUCUUCGCAAGAAGAAGACGCUGCGGGAAGCUCCUUGGCCAAGCGAAGACAGGACCAACCCAUACACCAACUCCAACUUUGAAGCUGUGCGGGUGGCCGAGUUUGCCAGGACUCAAGUCUUCAAAGGGCACAUGGGGGCCAUUUCACGUGUGGCUUUCCAUCCAAAAAUUCCGGUGGUGGCUACAGCAUGCGAUGACCACACCUGGAAGAUGUGGUCUAUGCCAGAAGGUCAGCUGGUCCUAAGUGGCGAAGGUCACAGGGAUUGGGUAAGCGGCAUCUCUUUCCAUCCACGAGGAUCCCUAGUUGCCACUUCUUCUGGUGACGCGACUAUCAAGAUCUGGGAUGUAGCAAAAGAGAAGUGCAAGCACACACUCACUGACCACACGCAGCUGGGAACUCAGAAUGCUGUCAAGAUUCAGGUCAAGAAACAUCAGACCUCCGAGAUUCUUUCUGACCUGAAUCAUGACAGCAUCCAGGAUCAGACCGUCAAAGCCUUUGACAUGACCAGUAUGAGAUGCCGCCAGACGUUCCGCGGCCACGUGGACUCUGUGAAUUUCGUGACCUUUCAGCCUUUCUCCAACAAUGUCCUCACAGCGUCCGGCGACAAAACCAUUUCCCUGUGGGAUUUGCGCACCGGACUCUGUGUCCAAACCUUCUAUGGACAUGCGAACGCCUGCAAUCAUGCGAUGUUCAAUUUGAAGGGCGACACCGUAGCCUCCUGCGAUGCUGACGGCAUUGUCAAGCUGUGGGAUGUGAGGGUUGUGUCAGAAUUCCUGCAGAUUGACACUGGACGGCAUCCAGCAAAUGCAGCCAACUUUGAUCGUAGUGGAAAGGUUUUGGCCAUUGCGUCCGGUGAUGCAUCUAUCAAGACAUUCAACAUCGAAGACAAGGUAUUCGUGGCGAAUUUGGAAGGGCACGAUGAUUCAGUUCAGGCCGGUUGCACGGUUGCGCGGUUGCACAUGGGCUGGGGCGUUGGGGUACUAGGGCAAUUUAGCCCUAAAGGCCAAGAUGAGGGGUCAAACGGUCACAGUGCAUUUUUUGUUGACCUCCCGCUUGGUGCCAUGUCGCCGAAGACACCCAAGACGCCCAAGACUCCGAAGACACCCACAAGUCCACAAACGCCCUCGGCUGCUGUGGAGGAUGAUUUCGCCAUUAAGACUAUCAUGCAAUCGGCGCCAUCACCCAAGGAAAAGGAAGCAGAAGGGCGGUCCUAUAUUACGGCGGAAAGGCCGAUGCUGCUGGGGCGAGCAAAGGCUCAUUCAAAGCCAGCAUCUUCGCCCACUUCGAGCCCGCCUCCGCACAGCACGCGACGAGUUUGCUUCGAGCAGGAUGGCGACAUGCUUGCUGUGAUAUCUCGUGAGGCGCAUGCGGGCCGCCAAAGGCGUAUCCGCGAUAGGCCCAAGCCCAAGAUGCCAUGCCCUUCAGAUGCUGAAUGUCACAAUGGAGCUGUGCAGGUUCGGUGCCUUCCGCGUGUGAGAGCUGACGUAACGCUCUGGGAGUUGAGUAGCCAGUGA